UAAAUAAAAUUAAUUAGCAGCCAGUCCGCAGAGAGAAAUCGACAACAAUAUAGAGAUUUGAGCGUCAAUAAAGUGCGGGUGCACACGUCACACUCGCAACACACAUUGACAUUUGCAUAUUAAACACAAUUUAAGUUGCAACUGGACUGUGAAAAGUUGAUAACCACUGAACUCACAACUACAACUACAAAAUACGCAGUAGCAUUAGACAAAGGGUACGGUACCGUAACACUAGUCCGAGUUCGAUUCUGAGUACAGUAAACAGAGACAACAACAAAAAAAAAACAGCGAGUCGAGAGAGAUAACCCAGUGGAAAGCAGACAAAGCAAAAGAGUUGGACGGACAUAGCGUGAUACAAUUAUUUUGCUGGGGCAGCAAAAAAACAUCUGAAAGAGGAAAUCUGAAACGGCGAAACAACAACUUUCAACGAUAUUCGAUAAUACGCCCUAUCUGCGGGCGUCCGUACUAUCCAUUGACCAGUACGGCAGGCGACGGCAAGCUGCUUAGUCAUGGCGCGAGAGGAUGAGGAACGCAUCGUGGACAACGAGGAGGUGUCGCGGCCAGAGGAGGAGGCAGAUCAAACGAUCAUGCCUCGCGAUCGCCGGCAGGAUAAUGAGCUGUCGCUGCCCUCCGGUGGCUGCUGCAUGCCCUCGAGCACCAGCCAUCGCUUCAUGGCCCUGGUGUUCAUGUGUCUGCUCGGCUUUGGCUCGUAUUUCUGUUACGACAAUCCCGGCGCACUGCAGGACGUCUUCAAGCGGGAUCUCCACCUGAGCUCCACUCAGUUUACGCUCAUCUACUCGAUCUACUCGUGGCCCAAUGUGGUCCUGUGCUUCCUGGGAGGAUUUCUGAUCGAUCGCGUGUUUGGAAUACGACUUGGAACGAUUAUUUACAUGCUGAUCCUGCUCGUGGGCCAGGUGAUCUUUGCCAGCGGCGCCCUGCUGAAUGCCUUCUGGCUGAUGAUUUUGGGUCGCUUCAUCUUCGGCAUUGGCGCAGAGUCAUUGGCCGUGGCCCAGAACAGCUAUGCCGUGCUCUGGUUCAAGGGCAAGGAGCUGAACAUGGUCUUUGGACUGCAGCUGUCUGUGGCCCGUUUCGGCAGCACCGUCAACUUCUGGGUGAUGCAGCCCAUCUACAACUACGUCAGCAAGUUCUAUCACGAGAACAGUGCCCUGGGAGUGGUCCUGCUGCUGGCCACACUCACCUGUGUGAUGUCGCUGAUCUGCGCUCUCAUUCUGGGCUUUAUGGACAAGCGGGCGGAGCGGAUUCUGCAGCGGAACAGCAACCCAUCUGGGCAAGUGCCGAAGCUCACCGACAUCUUCACAUUCAAGCCGCCAUUCUGGAUGGUUUCGAUCAUUUGCGUCGCCUACUACGUGGCAAUCUUUCCAUUCAUUGCCCUGGGCCAGAAGUUCUUCAUGGAACGCUUCAACCUGACGCCGUCAGAGGCCAACACUGUGGACUCGCUGGUGUACCUGAUUGCUGCCGUCUCGUCGCCUGUGUUUGGCUUCAUCAUCGACAAGGUGGGACGCAACGUGACCUGGGUGUUUACGGCUACUCUGACCACCAUUGGAGCCCAUGCCCUGUUGACAUUCACGGAUUUGACACCCUACCUGGGCAUGGUCAUUAUGGGCCUGUCCUAUUCCAUGCUGGCUGCCAGCUUGUGGCCCCUGGUGGCCCUCAUCAUUCCGGAGUAUCAACUCGGCACUGCCUACGGCUUUUGCCAGUCCAUUCAGAAUCUCGGCCUGGCCGUCAUCACCAUCCUGGCUGGCAUCAUUGUGGAUCACAGCAACAACGAGCACACAUGGGUGCAGCUCUUCUUCAUGGGUUGGCUGACCGUGGCGCUGAUCGCCACCGCCGUCAUCUGGGCGUACGACAGGAAGCAGAAGGGAAAUCUAAACAUGACGCCACAGCAGCGGGCACAGUAUGUGAGCGCCCAAACCUACCAGCACUUCGAAUAGGCGGCGUCGGACAGUCAGAGCAGAACCAGCA
Messenger RNA from Drosophila subobscura, 1983 nucleotides. RefSeq names its product major facilitator superfamily domain-containing protein 1. The record is from RefSeq and is a predicted model, not a curated record. The coding region runs from base 510 to 1952 and encodes 480 amino acids. Gene Ontology annotation, molecular function: transmembrane transporter activity. Gene Ontology annotation, biological process: transmembrane transport. The transcript is spliced from 3 exons. Gene Ontology annotation, cellular component: lysosome. Lineage: Eukaryota; Metazoa; Arthropoda; Insecta; Diptera; Drosophilidae.